Lithohypha guttulata is the source of this 699-nucleotide messenger RNA. RefSeq lists its product as uncharacterized. Lineage: Eukaryota; Fungi; Ascomycota; Eurotiomycetes; Chaetothyriales; Trichomeriaceae. The record is from RefSeq and is a predicted model, not a curated record. The coding region runs from base 1 to 699 and encodes 232 amino acids. The transcript is spliced from 2 exons.
AUGUCUGAUACGUUCAUAGAUUACUAUGCCAUCCUUGAUGUAGCGCCGACCGCAACUCAAGAACAAAUCCGCACAGCCUACAAGAAGGCAGCCCUCAAGAACCACCCUGAUCGUGUGCCAGUAGACGACAAAUCCCGUCCAGCACGAACCAAGAAAUUUCAACGCAUCAACGACGCAUACUAUACCCUCAGCGACCCAACAAGACGGCGGGAUUACGACGCAACGCGACAAUUUCACUCAGGAACAGGUACCACUUUCGACGACGACGAAGACCAAGGAGCAGGAGAUGGUCAGAAACCAGCAGCAGGCGGCUUCCCAUGGUCUUCCUUCUUCGGCACAAAGCCAGCACAGUCUGAGGAAGCCAAGUUCAGCCACGACCAAUUCGGUAACGUCUUCGAGGAGAUGAUGCGCGACGCGGAUCUAGCUGAAGAAGACGGAGAAGAUCCCAACCGCACAACAAGGCCAAAUACCCGGUUCUGGACUAUUGUCGGAGCAGCAAGUGGGUUCGGACUCGGCGUGAUCAUCGGCAACAUUACUGGUGGCAUUGCUGGGGCUGCGGCGGGUGCCAAACUGGGUGGUAUCCGAGAUAAGAAGGGAAAGAGCGUAUACAGCGUGUACCAAGAAUUGCCGCAGAAUGACAAGGCGAGGCUGUUGACUGAAUUGGCGAGUAAAUUGUUCAGCAGUGCGUUGGCUGGAUAG